ACCAGAUAUACCAAUUUUCAGGUGACGUCUGUGGCUGUUGACACGUUUCUUAAGCUCACUAAUAGAGGCACCGCGACCUCGCAAUACAGGAAAAUACCUCAAACAUCAAACAUUGUUGUGGUCUCAGCUACCCAAAAACGAUUAAUGAUCUUCCUCAGGUAGUUCAGUCACAAAACGCUUAGAUGCAUCACUUGACAACUCCUCCUUCUCUGAGAUGUUUCUCCACAAUCUAGUUUAUUUAGCCUGACGCAUUACUAUUACUGAUUUUGUUGACUUCUAGGCAUCAGAUCGAAGUCAGGGAAUCAAGCGACAAAGUAAGUUAUACAAGCAUUCUUUGGGGGUUUGUUACUGCCAUCCAUUUUUCCAUAGAAGAUGAGUUAAAUUAGUAUUAACCUAAGUCCUAACCAUUUCCAAGCAGUUUGAAGCCAUGAAAGUACUUGGCGAUUGUAGCAAUUCUGUUUCUUUAGCUUUCACUGAGAAGCACUGAAUUGUGAUUUUGGAAUCUGAUAUUUUAUCGUAUUUUAUUUCAGGUCAAACCAGUUUAACACUUGGUUCGAUUAAGAAACGACAGAAAACUCGAAAGUUUCCAAUGACAGCAGGCUCUUGGACUGGUGUCCAGGACUCCAGCAAUGUUCAGAGUAAGUAUGUUAAAUGACAGCAGUUAAAUUGUUAUAUAUGCAAAAUUUUCCACUCAGGAAAAUUUUCCGCAGAAAGAAAAUUUUGUAAAAUGUGAUUGCCCAACACAAAUUGCCCGACACAAAGUUGAAAAUUUUCAAUGGUAUUUUCGAUGGUUGAAAUUAAUUUCGGGAGAAAAAAAAAUGACAACUGUUUUUCGAAUUGGUCUAUGAUGAAUAAUUUCUUUUUCUAGAUGUACAAGUAUUAAGAACACAUUCAGAGACAAUGGCUCCGUUGGUUACUGCUGCUGCUCUGGCUAGUUCUGAAGAGAAAAACACGAAAAGUAGGUUCUUUUCGUAUCACGUACGUGUGCCAUUAUAGCUCCCUAUGAACGUAAAAAUGCACAAGUUCACCACACAAGGUUGUAACAACGUUGUUAUAUCAAGACUGUAGGCGUAGCAGACUUGUUGGAACAACCUUGCAACAAGUCUGAUAAUAUCAACAAGGUGGUUACAAGUUGUUAACAGCUUAUUCCAAACUUGUUAACAGGUUAUUCCAAACUUAUUGACAACUUGGGACAAGCAGUUGGAACACAACUUGUUGACAGCUUGUUGGCAGAUUUGCUGCAAGAUGUGAGAUUUUGCAUGAGGGACCACCCAUGGAAUUACAGCAUACUGCAUAUAUUUAUGUCGCGAAAUGCUGCAAAACCGCAGCUAGAAGGUACAGUAUACCGAAUUCCGGCGAACUUUAAGCCACAACCGCGAAAAAAGCGAGAUGGAUGCACAGCACAACUUAAAGAAAGUAGCCGGCAGUAAGCCUCACAACAUCCGCCUCCAGUGGCUGCUGACUUGUUUUGAAAGCCCCUGACAUUGGUAGCAAUGACUUACGAUGUAAUAAUAUCUAUUUUUAAGAAACCGGUUUGAAAUCAGAAGCAAGCUCAUCCCAGGACUCGAGUGUGUUGGACGCUCUCGCGACUCUGGCAACGGCCACAUUACAUCAGACGACGUGCAUACCAUCUGCUCCAACUAACUCGAUCGCAAUGGCGAUGUCCGCUGUUGGAAAACAAAGCGUAACCCUUUCCCCGUUGACGAUCCCACCCAACACACCGAGUCAACUAUUGAGUAACAUUACCCCGAUGACCCCUCCCAUGUGGGGGAAUGUCCCCCCACUUCAAUCCCCUCUGGCUGCCCUCUCCACUAUUUCAGCGCUUUCACAACCUGCACAGCCUUCACCUUUGAACAUUCCCAUGCAUCAACUCCCGUUUGCUGUGCCAAUCGGGUUCAACAGCCAAUCGGGAAGUGCUACUGGUAAUCAGUUGAUUAUUACGCAAGUUCCUAUCGCUGGUCAUCAGAAUGUUACCGCGCCUAGUGCCCAGUCUACCGUCACUGUCUCGUCCAUAACAGGUUCAGGUGAGAAUAACGCCAAAAUUUGGAAUCACACUGAAUGUUUCACUUGAGUUCACAUCAGUGUAAAAGCCCGAAGUGAAAGACAUCAACCUGGUUCCCAGGCUCUCUCCUCUCGUCAAAUGUAAGACGGUGACGUCAGGACGACGGCUAAACAAACUGUUUGAAAUAAAUGAUUGUAUGAAAAUCUUGUCUUGUAUUUACUUUUGUAUGAAUUUAAAAUAGUUUCGAACAAGUAAAACAGAGCUUUAACCCUCCGAGCAAUGUUGAUCAACUCUGCUAGAAAAACUACCUGUCACGGCGUGCAAUGCAUACAGGACGUGAAAAUAUACAUUUUGCCGUUGUGAACAGAGCUUGGACGACGUCUAGAACCCCUGUUAGACUUUAAAUUAUUCAUUUCUUUUGUACUUUAGGAUUAAUGUCAUUAUAUUGAUAGCCGUCGUCCUGACGUCACCGUCUCACAUUCGUAAACUCCCUGAUGUCACCCUGGGAACGAGCUUGAAAAAACGUGCGCAUUAAUCACUGUAUACCACUUUGUAUUUUUAGCUGUAUCUUCAGUUGUUGAUCAGUCGUCAUCAAGCGAAGCGACUCAGUCCAACACUCAGACCACCGCCUAUCUUCUUCCUAUUGUAGGAGGACCUGGGGGACAAGGUACUUGUACUUGUUUAGUAAUGGUUAAAAGGGGGGCACCCCCUGAUGUAGCCGCCAAGACAGGGGUGGAAAUAAUAGGCAAGCACCGCGAGUAGGAAUUUUUAAAUUUUGAGUUGAAGAUUUGUAACUAGAAAAUAAGAACUCAUGCUUGACAGACAUAAUAAAGACAGGACUUGAAAUAACGUUCCCAAAGUUCCCGAUCGUGGUGAUCGGCAGUCAUGACUUUCCCUGCUUUUUUUCAGGUUGGAAACCUUGCUUUUCUGCCGAUCAUAAGCGAUUUCGUCCGAUCUUUGAUCAAGCUCUGUAAAGGUGUUCAGAUUUGACUUCCACUCUCGCUACCUUUCGGCUUUCACAUAUUUGAUUGGUUAAUCGGCUAGAUUAAACGCAUCUGAUUGGUUAAUCGGCUAGAUUAAACGCAUCUGAUUGGUUAAUGGUAGUGGAAGACUGGAAGUCAAAAUCUGCAUGAACCUUUAGAUUUAUUCCCUAAAGGUGGAGUAAUACAGGCAACAAAAUUGCUGCAACUUACAACAAAAUCUGAUUUCAACGCAUGUUAAGUAGAAAUGUUGACACGUGUUGCCUCGUGAUUUGUAAUUAAUGUGGAUAAACAUUUUCAAUUAACAUACGUUGAAAUCAGAUUUUGUUGCAAGUUGCAGCAAUUUUGUUGCCCGUAUUACUCCAGCUUAAGUUCGAAACCAUGCUCAGCACGCAGUGCUUAGUACACAGUGCUCAGUGCUCGGCACACAGUGCUCAAUACACAGUGCUCAGUACACAGUGCUCAGUACACAGUGUUUGUGGGGAGUAUGGUUAUGGAGAAUGCAUGCCGCUUUUAUCUUCAAGUUGUGCUCACAGGAAGGAAAUUUGUUUUGUCUUCAGGUCAUUUAUUUUUCUCUGCUCCUGAUGGAACACCACAAUUCGUCGUUGACAGCAGUCAUUUAAAUCAACAGCAAUUGGCCAAUGUGGAAACUACAACGUCAGAGAAACCUAAUACGCAGCAGGUACACUAUUCGUACAGUUUCAAAUCUGGACGUACUACGAAACAAUGUUGUGAAAGCAUUCGUGAUGCUACUCAAACGUUUCCACUUUCCCUGUGUGUAUACCAGUGAAGCCGGAGUCACAAUCUUUUUCAACGGCCAGUUUAUAAUAGUUUAUACCUGUAAAUCACAUAUAAAUCAUAAGCAUUCACUAGUUAUAAUCACUCCGCGUAUUUUCAGUUCUAAAAUGUUGUAUUUCGGCUGAUGAGAAAGAACGUUACUCGAUCUUUAAGACCGUUACGACCAUAUGGAAACCAGGCUUAAAUGAGUACAACUCAAGUUGUGAGCAGGUUGCAUGCGACAGUUUUAGGCAAAAGUUGUGUGGUGUAAAUCGGUCUUAAUGCAGUAUCGACUCACCUCUGUAACCAGUAAAGACUGGUUUGCAUACAACACAGAGAACACAGAGAACACACAGUGGUGUAACUUUACCUUUAUGACCACUUGCCCUCAGGGCAAGUUGGACAUGAAAAUUAGUCGCCCUGAAUAAAAUUCACUUGCCAUCAGACAAUGGCCACUGCGGUACAAACGGGGGAUAAAUUAAGGGGACACCAUGUCGACCCGUUCUCCCAUUGCUCUCUAUAUGGCUAUGUUAUACUGCCUCAGAUCUAGCUUUGGCCCACAAAAAAACAAAAUUUGAAUCAAGUACAUGCAGUCAUGCACUAUAAAUCAUUUAUCUGGCAAUGAAAACAUAAACUUAAGAUGCCCAGCUUUUUGUGGCAACGCCCAAUCGGGCAAGCAAGAUAUGCCCAAUCGGGCAAGCAAGAUAAAACAAUUACUUGCCCGUCAUGAUAUUCACUUGCCCCUAGGAUAUAUCCAGAUUAUUUCACAUCCGUAAUCACGACGUGGUUACGACACUAGCAACGUAUUAAUAGACCUUAUGCAUAAUGACGUCACAAGGCUUGAUGCUCGCGAGGAAUGCUGGUCUUAGUAGUCAUCGCCUGGGAAAAUUAAACAAUUCAAAAUGGCCACUAUCGAAAUUAUCCCGAGCGGUGACUUCUAAGACCAGCAUUCUUUGCAGGCAUCAAUCCUUGUGACGUCAUCAUGCAUAAGGUCUAUUUAAUGGUAAACCGGAGUUAACGAAGGCUCAUAUAAACUGUUGAUUAUCUUUAUUUCUAGCUUCAACAAGAGGGUGUAUUUCAAGUCCAACUCACGCCAGCCAUCCUACAACAACUGAGUCAAAAUUCUCUAGACAUGCAAACUCCAAGACAAAAUGUUGUACAUAGUAUUUUAACCCAACCUCUACAUAUUGCUGGGCAAGUGCCAGGGCAGUUACCGCAGAUACAAAUGGCGCUGGCUCAAGUACUUCCGAAUCAAAACGAGGCUCAGGCCCAGGUUCCAACUAACACACAGAACACGCCGCCCCAAGUUCUGGUAAGUACGAGCAGUGUUGGCAUUACAUAUAUAUUGAGCCAGUUUAUAGAAGGGCGUAUAAUAGUUUGUCUACGGCCAUUGAAUACCAGUGCUAAUUAAAAUAUGUGGUUUAAAACUCAAUGUGGGGCGGAAAUAGCACCAAAUCAUGACUUAGGCCAAAGAAAACAUAAAAAAUAUUUUAAAAAACCCGUUACCUCGGAAAUUAAAUAUUUUAAUAAUUCUAGCUUUCGACUAAGAUUCAGUCAUCAUCAGGAAUGAUGCUAGGUUACAUUACAUCGAUAUAUAUAGUGAAGAUUAAGUAAUUUGAUAUGUACAGGAAAGGUAACCUUGCAUCAUUCUUGAUGAUAACCUAUAUAGCAUCAUUCCUGAUGAUGUAACCUAGCAUCAUUCCUGAUGAUGACGGAAUCUUAGUCGAAAGCUAGAAUUAUUAAAAUGUUUCUUUUCGGAGUUACCGUUGUUUUAUAUUUUAUUAAAAUACUCGGUGGUUCCCGUAAUUUUUCCAAAGAAAACAAUACCUGGAUUUCCGGUUUCCCGAGCCUACCUAGCUUUUGGCCACUGGUAUCACCAACUCUAAUCUUUCUGAAGUUUGCAAAGAGUUUGGUGCAAUUUUUCAUACCCAGUUCGUGGCGUUAGUUUUGUACCAGCUAUAUAAACUACACCCGUUGGUUCAACAAAGUAAUAAGGCAUUCAAAUGCCAACAAAGGCUUGAUUUGAAAAGGUAUACUUUUUUUGGAACACCCUGUAGUAUAAAAAUUUCUUUCUUGCUAGGUCCAUACUGUGCCUCUUGCUACAUCGCAACAACAAGAAUCCCAGACAACACAGUCUGAACCAACUGCAACAACACAUCAACAACUGUUACAGCAGUUGUUGCAAGGUUAGUGACAUUUCACGGACAUUUCACGUGUGUUUUUUUGUAAAGUGGUUAUUUUUAUUAAACUCAUAUACAUUUAUUAGACAAUAGACCUGAUCAGGAACAUUUGCGAAAAAUAUAUAUAUAUAUAUAGUGAUGUUACUCUGAGUAACAUCACACAAACAUCUUAUUCACCUGAGUACAUUGCACCAACACGCAGAUUUCAUAAAUAUUAGAUUACACUGAUAUCGAAGGAACUAGACUCAGUUCCGAAAUAUCGCUUGCUCGAACCGUCCUGACCGCGUAGCUCAGUUGGAAGAGCAUUGGGCUAGUGUUCCAAAGGUCGUAGGUUCGAAUCCCGCCGUGGCCAGGCAUAUUUUUCAAGCCUUCCCGGUGUGGAUAUGCACUCAGAGUAACAUCACACAAACAUCUUAUUCACCUGAGUACAUUGCACCAACACGCAGAUUUCAUAAAUAUUUCUAGUAUGUUUGUAUUUAUGUAUGUAUAUAGAAUAACAGUUGAAGGGCCUUUCAAUCAAGGGAGAUGCUAACAAAAUCUCGUUAUUUUUAUUAAUUAUUUUUUAUUAACUCCAAGGUCAAAUGACGGACGUUGUUCAGACAUCUGUUACGUCGACUCAAGCAAACACUCAACCGACACUGAUUGGUUCCCAGCUUCCCGCCACAGUUGCUCUACAAAAUUUGCUCAGUCAGAACUUACAAGGUCAGUUCAUGAGUACAUAUUCAAUGUUUGCACUCAGUUUGCAGGACUCACGCGUGUUUGAUCAACACCGCGGUCAAACGUAAAGCGCAUGUGCGAGUCUACGAAAAUGGCGGGAAAAAAUGACUGCCAAAAUAAUAGGAAUAAACACGAGAAAAGCGUUUACUAUAAGGAAACGGCUAAAGCUAUAAGGUAGGGAAUUUCGCCGCUUUUCCAUGUGGCAAGACGAAGCUAUACUUAGUUUAAACUGUCGUAAUUUCCUCUAAACAUUUUGCUUGAGCUUCGUAAAAACAAUACUGGUUCCAGUCUUUUGAGUGCAUGCGGUAAACACGCGGACGUUUGACAGCGGUGUUUGUUUGAUCGCGGUGUUCUGUCUUUGUAGGUGCAAAUAGUACCCAGACCCCCACGACUUCUCAGCAGCAGCAGCAGCAAAAGGUUUUCGUUGAUCUACAGAAGAUCGUCGAGACGCAGGAACGCGAGGUGCGCGCGCGCCGAGAGCUGGAGGAGAGAUUACAGCAGGCUCGUCGAGAUAGCCGUAAAUAUCAAACGGAGUUACAGCAGGCUCAGAAAGAGGCGGAGUCCUAUAAAGAUCGUCUCCAGGCUAUCAAAGAGAAGGACACGGAAGAUGAGCCCGCUGUUGUUAGUGUCAGUAGCGUAUCGUCUGGUGAACAAUUUGCCCGCCAACUGUUUAUUCAGCCUGGAAGUCUUGAGGUAGUAAUGUAGGCCCUCAUAGUAUACAUUAUAGCUCAUUAAGUGUCACGCAACCGAAGAGACCAUGCACAAAACACGUGACGCUUAGGGGGUACACACGUAAAAAUCUCACAUUUUGUAACAAGUCUGCCAACAAGCUGUCAACACGUUGUGUUCGCACUGCUUGUUGUCCUUGUCAACAAGAUGUGUUCGCAACAGGCUUGUAGCAAGCUUGUCAACAAGUUGUAACAAUGCUGUUAUUUUAUCAAGUCGCUACAAGGUUGUCACUCACAACUUGUUGACAAAUUGUUGAAUUGCAGGACGAUAACAAAUUGUUGGAACAACUUGCUGUUGUAGCAAGUUGUCAACAUGUUGGGAACAAGUUGUUGGAACAGUAUUGCUACAAGACUGCUGCAGGUUUGUUAUACAAGCUGUGCGAUCUUACGUGUGUAGUAUCAGGGAGUACACAAAGCUGUCACGUGAAUCGUUACCACGAAAAACGAUAUCUUGGACUGGCAUGUAGAUCUCAAAAGCUCAAUCCAAAAAAGUUCGAAUUCUAGUCUGUUGAAAAGUAUUAAAAUAAGGAAUGUGGCAAUUAAUGUAAAUAGCAUUGCUAUGAGAACAAUCAAAAUUGAUCCAGCAUAGGUCCCUUUUAUCACCGGGGGGGGGGGUCACAAAUCGGGGGAAAAGCGUCAUGUAUUUUGUGUAUGGCCCUAAUACCUCAGAAGCCAAAAUACUGAUACGUUAAGGUUAAACGUAGAGACCAGACCUUUGCAUCAAUUCCCCAGUUUGGUUGCUGAAAAAUUAAUUUUGAACUUCAUUUGAAAACCACAAACCAUAUUUGACACGUUUUGAUUUGUUGUGUAGGGGCUGGGUUCAAGUAGCAUAAUGACCGCUGACGCAGUAGAUAUGUUGAGUCAGGUGGCUCAGGAGAGUGCAGCAGUGACGCAAGCCGACGUCGAUGAGACCGUAGUGGAUGAAGGAGAUAUUACAUGUACUUAAGGGGAUAUUACAUGUAUGUACGGGGGAUAUUACAUUAGAAUGUAUCAGAAUUUUAAAUAUUUUAAAUUAUAUAAUAUUUUAGUGCAGAAGGUGGUGAGCCUUCAAGAUUAUAAGAUACAAGGGGUCAAGGGCUCCUUAUAAAUGUCUAUUUUUUAAUGAAUACAGAUGGCCUACUGCGAAAUCUCUUGGUAUAUAGACGGGUUUCAAGAGGACUACGUUCACUACUAUAAUGACGGUACGGAUUCGCAAAACGAGCUCAAAUAGUACAAAAAACCCAAAUAUUUUAAUAUAAAGAUAAUAAAAAUAUGCUAAAGUAAAAAAAUAAUAAAAGCAAGAUAAAGACGGCGUUUGUGUUCGCACGAAGCCGCCAAGCGCUCCGUUUUCAUCUCGCUCCGUUCAGAAACCGUGCUCAAAUUGUUACAGCAAAAGUGACGUUUUCAAGCAAUACACUCUUUCGAUAAUUACGUCACAACUACACUGUUUUCAACUUAGGACCACCUUAAAUGGAAAGGAUUUCAAUUUUUUUCUCAUGGGCUAUGCACAGUGAAGCAGAACAUCCUUCAACACAUGCGUGAAAAAAAAUUGGGGAUUUUGAUCAAUAAAUAUGGAAAUAAGCAUUAACACGAAAUUUCGUGUUAAAGCUUAUUUCCACAUUUAUUGGUCAAAUAAAGACUUCUUUUUCAUGCAUGUGUUGAAGAAGGAUGUUCUGCUUCUCUGUGCAUAGCCCAUGAGAAAAAAAAUUGAAAUCCUUUCCAUUUAAGGUGGUCCUAAGUUGAAAACAGUGUAGUUGUGACGUAAUUAUCGAAAGGGUGUAUUUGUGAUGAACGUAGUGCGGAUUAUUUUCAAACAAUUUGUGAACGUAGUGCGGAGCAUGAUUUUCAAUCUAAAAGGAAAGACCAUUUUCGCUACAAAAGUAUCGAGCGCUGACAUUAGAGACCUUACGAUGUAGGACGACAACGCGACGUCGACGGCCAGAAUAAAGUCAUUCAAAUAAACGAUUGGAAAGAAAGUUUGUAGACUAUUAUUGAUCGUAUCAAUUUAAUACUGUUUGGUUAGCUUGAAAUAGUGGCUUUAUUGUUGAGAAAGUUUCACCGCCGUACUGAGCUAAUUUGCUGAGUAUCACUUCUCGCGUCUUGAAAUGCAGGACGUAAAAAUCUGUAGUUUCCCGUUGUUAAACAGACCAUGGAUGACGUCUCAAACUCCCGUGGGAUAUUAAUUUUUUUUCUUAAAUAUCAUGAAUAUCAUUGUAUGAACAGCCGUCAUCGUCACGUUGUUGUUGUCGACGAAAAACUUGAAGCCCGCCUACAAUCCAGGUGUAAUCACAUGUAAAUAUACCGUUGUGUAACGUUGUUUCUCUCUUUGUAUACGCAGAUAGCAAACCAACGCAAUAUCAUUUAUAGCAGGCCCUAAUUGCCUGUAGUACAUUUCCCAUUCUUUAUAUAGCCUCCUUCUCAAGGAGUUGGUACUACAUGUAUAUUGACGAUAGCAUAGAACAGUGUAAAGUUCUUAGUUUUAAACAAGAAAUAUUGUAACUGAAUGAAAUAAAGAAAAGAGUAACUGAAAG
Molecule: messenger RNA, 9894 nt
Organism: Paramuricea clavata
Lineage: Eukaryota; Metazoa; Cnidaria; Anthozoa; Malacalcyonacea; Plexauridae
Source: the annotation of a GenBank genome assembly